GCAGCAGCAACAGAGCAGAGAGGCAGCGACCAGAGUCCAGACCGUUCUCCGUGUCUCUCCCCGCCACGCCACGCCGCGCCCUUCCGAAGCAUCCAUCACCCGCCCGCGAUGGGCUCGCCGCUCCGCACCGUGCACCUCCGCCGCUCUUCGUCCUCGCCGCCGGGCGACACCGUGGCGAUCGCGGUGGACGGCGGCUCCGGGGUGGACCUGGCCCGCGUCGGGCUCGCGCUGGGGCUGGACCCGGCCUCCGUCCGCCCCAACGGCUACUUCCUCAGCCGCGGCCCCGGCCACGUCUGCUCCGCCGUCACCUGGCGCGCGCUCCUCAACUUCUUCGCCGCGCGCGGGCUGCCCACCGGCGCCGACGCCGCCGCGCCCGUCGCCGUGGACGGCAAUCCAGCCGCGUCUCCUGCCCCGACCUCAGAUCCUAUAACUCUUGUGUGCUCAAAGCGAAAAUCUGGACUCGUGGUAGAAAGGCGUUCCAAGAGGACCAAGCCUCAAGAGAACGGAUCAUCUCUUUCAAAACGAAGUGAUGAUGUACUUAGCGAAGAAAUCGUCCUUGGUUUGAAGAGAAGACUCAGAUUGGACGACACAAUUCCAGCAAAGAAGAUUAAGCAAGUAGAGUACGGCUCAGACACACAACAGCCAGUUAAAUUCUCCUGCAGCUUUGUAAAUGCAAAUGGAAAGCGGCCACAGGAGGAGGAGAUGAUCGCCUCACUUUCUUGUAAAAGAGUUCGGUGAUAACGGUGACAGAGAAUGCGCACAAGCCUUUGAAAGAAUGCAUCGUGGUCGUGGCAGAGAAUGCAUACAAGCCUUUGAAAACACGCAUCGCGGCAUCGGUUCGCUCAAGACAACCUCCAGAGCUGAGGUAAAUUGACAUGCCUUAUUGUAUGUUCCAGAGGUCAUGUAGGCUUCAUCAAUGAAAGGCCAUAAAAUUUUGCUUGGAGGCAGCUGUAGGAUGCAGCUAUUGUAUGCUGUACUUCAGUAGUCCCUUGUACAUCCGUGUGCUUGGCAUGAUAUCUGUAACUGGAAAAAUGUUACCUGUGAAUAUCAAAAUGCUUGCAAGUUGCAACUGGCAUUUUACCUUUA
Molecule: messenger RNA, 1086 nt
Organism: Panicum hallii
Lineage: Eukaryota; Viridiplantae; Streptophyta; Magnoliopsida; Poales; Poaceae
Exons: 3
Coding region: 109-738 (209 amino acids)
Source: RefSeq, a predicted model, not a curated record